Molecule: messenger RNA, 93 nt
Organism: Parastagonospora nodorum SN15
Lineage: Eukaryota; Fungi; Ascomycota; Dothideomycetes; Pleosporales; Phaeosphaeriaceae
Exons: 2
Coding region: 1-93 (30 amino acids)
Source: RefSeq, a predicted model, not a curated record
AUGGCUGGCAUCGCGCGUCGUCUACCAAGAUUUGCAAAAUACCUGGACCUGUGCCAGACAAUGGUUGUCAUGGCGGUCGCUGCCCGGACUUGA